CGGGAUUCAAUCCCGCUACCUCCGGCUUGUAGCAUAGUGCCCGAACUAACUGCGCUACCGCGUGCCCUCAAGGCCUCAUGAAGCCUCUGCAACGUUUCGCCGAUUCAUGUGAUUUGCAUUGAUUCGCAUUUUUGUAGAGUUGUUCUUUUGUUAUUGAAGUUAUGUUUGCGUGUACCAUUUAAUUGUUCGAUUUCCAGUUAUUUAUAUUCUUAUAUCUUGUUUUUCUUUUUCUGUUUGUGAAUUGACUUUAUUUUUCGUCGAUUGGUACGAUUUAUAUUGAGAUAUACUUAGGCGUUUUGUUCCCUUGGCUUGGAGUUUCUGUUGGAGCCAUGGUCCGAUGUUCAUCCAGUCAGCGUGGUUUACCUUUUUUAACAUUCCUUUUGUCGUCUUUUAAUUGUAAUUUGGGGUCUGUUUGAUUUAUAUGCUUUACUACCAACGGCCUUUUCAGUGUUUCAACGUUUUCUGAUAACUCUAAUCUUCGGUUACCCCAUUUAACGGUGGAGAAAGAAAUCCCUAUUGUUUUGGUUCCAGCUGUAUUUUCUGGCUGCUAUUUUGUUCGCCAUAAAAAUGACCGCACGAGGAAUAUCGCUGAAGUAGCUUGCCUCUGCGUCACAUGUCCAGUCAGUGCAAGUCUCAGACUUGUAGAGUUUUCAGCGUGGACGAUAAUGCGUGACACAGAAUUUGCAAACUUCAGAGAUAGUCUUCAGUAUAAACGUUAAGAUCUCCUGUCGCAUUAAAAGUACUGAAGGAAAACUCAGUUCUUAUGAAAUUAGUCAACAAGAUUGUAGUAACAUAGAAGAAUAUACAGAACUAUAAGGCUUAUUUUGGAAUUUAUCCAUCGUCUGGUAUAUAUAAGAAGGUGUAAUAUUGUUUUUUCCCCCCGUUUGGCACUACUGCCCCAGUUUGGGUAUUGUUCUGCUUCCAUCUGAUAAUGGUUAAGCUAGAAUGUACAAUAAAUCACGCAUUAUGUUGACAUUUCAAUGUUUCUGAUAAAUUUUUAAAUGUAAGUAUGCCAUGAAUUUCAAAAGUUGAUAAGCAGGGCAAAAACACACAAUAUAAUAUUUAGAAGUACUGCCUCUUGUUCAGCCUUCUGUUGUUUUCUUUCCGUGAAGCUUGCCUAGUUCAUGAUUCGUGAAGCCGCUUAUAUAGUGAAUUACAACAGAGCAGUGACUACAAGUAACGGAAAUAAUAACGCAGUCACAGAAUCCGAUAUCGGUCAUACUAUUUUGCAGUUUGUCUCCUUCGUUUUCCUGUAAAGUUAUCACAAAAAUCACAAACGUUGUAAAUUAUUAGAUUUAAGAACAUUGUCAUCUGUUAUAAGAUCCCGUAUAAGUUGCUUAAAGUUUCCUGAGAUUCGGAAGAAGGUAAUUCUACCAUUGUCAAGCUCAAGGAGUAAGCCAAACAAGCAGCCAGCAAGUUGCAAGUGAGGAUAAUCGCGUCUCCGACCGCAGGAAGAUAAUAUCUGGAGAGCCAUUAUUCAUGAUGCUGGCUCGGCAAUCGAAACUGAAUAUGUUCAUGGUACUUUUGUCAUAUCUGUAUGCCACCGAUGGCGCAAGAAUCCUGGGAAUAUUUCCCAUGCCGGCUAAGAGUCACAUGAUCGUACACUCAGCGCUAAUGAAGGAGCUGGCCCGUAGAGGUCAUGAGGUUACGGUCUUUAGCCCAUUUCCAGAGAAAUUUCCUAUCCCAAAUUUUACCGACAUCGAAUUCAAGUUGUCAUACUCUGAACUCUUACAGGUUUCGGUUCCAGGCAUGUUGGAUAUGUUCAACAUGGACAAGUUAUGGUUCUUCCAAACAGAGAAGAUAUUUUGGGAUAUUGGAAUCGGACUUUGCAACAUAUUUUUGCAAGACGACGCAAUUCAGAGGCUUCUCUUCUCUAGCAAAGAAGAAUUUGACCUUCUCAUUACCAGCGCCUUUACGUAUGAUUGUGUUUUUGGCAUGGGUUAUAAGCUAAAUAUACCAAUAGUUAAAAUAUGUCCAUUUGGGGGAAGAGAAUGGAUGGACGAAUGGUUUGCAAAUCCGAGUCCAUAUGCCUACGUCCCUGAAAUACUCCAGGAACACAGUGAAAGAAUGAAUUUGUGGCAGCGAAUUCAUAACACUCUUACAGAAAUACACGCAAAAUUGGGAAGAAUAUUUUAUGUCAUACCGCAACACGAUGCUAUUUUAAGAAAACAUCUGCAUAGCAACGACAUUCCAUCAAUUUGGGAGCUGCAAAAGUCAACAGCCCUUAUCCUGUUUAACAACCAUUUCAGCACUAGCUACCCAAGACCUUUGAUGCCCAAUAUGGUGGAGGUUGGGGGAAUGCAUAUCUCUCCCCCGAAAAAAUUGUGCGCUGACCUUCAAAGAUAUCUAGACGAGUCAUCAGACGGUGUGAUUUUCUUUAGUAUGGGAUCCAAUUUACGUAGCUCUAAUAUGAAAAACGCGACGAGAAAUGCUUUGCUCCAAGCGUUCUCUAAACUGAAGCAGAAGGUACUGUGGAAGUGGGAGACGGAGUCGUUACCAGGGAAACCCAACAAUGUCAAACUUGGAAAGUGGCUGCCACAAUCCGACAUUUUAGCGCAUCCGAAUGUGCGACUCUUCAUGACGCAUGGCGGGUUGCUGAGUACUCAGGAAGCAGUUGUUCGAGGUAUACCAAUUGUGGGGAUACCAAUAUAUGGGGACCAGGGUUACAACUUGGCCAAGAUCGUUUCUGCUGGUAUAGGAAUAAAAUUGGACGUUGGAAAUAUCACGACUGACUCUGUGUUGUGGGCAGUAAAUGAAGUGUUGAACAAUCCAAGAUACCGUGAAAACAUGCAACGUCUGUCCCGAAUCUACCGGGACCAGCCACUCACACCACUGGAGCAGGCCGCGUUCUGGACGGAGUACGUGAUCAGACACAAGGGAGCUCCUCACAUGCGCUCCGCUGCACUCGACCUCACCUGGUACCAGUACUUCCUGCUAGAUGUCAUCGCUGUGUUGACGCUAGCUGUAGGAUCGAUUGUUUUCUUAGUGUUUUUGAUACUCAGGAAGUUGCUGGGGAAAAUGUGCGGUGGCUCCAAACGGGAUGUUAUUAAAAAGACGAACUAAUGUAAUCUUGUACUGCCAUUAUUCAUAUUUUUGUUAUUACUAUUAUUAUUGUAUUUGACUUUGAAACCAUUUUAGUUAGUUCUUUUUUCUGCAUGGAUGUGUUUUGUAUUUGCAACGCAAAUGAUAAACUGUAAUUUUAAAUUAAGGGUGCCUCAGUGAAAACAUUACCACUCACAACACUGUACGACUUCCAAAAGUAUGUAAAUUUGAUAUAAUGAAUACUUAAACAUUAUACAAUAUUAUGAAGGAUCUAAAAUGAUUGUGUCUUCCUUAACAUUCAAUUUAUGUAGCCCCGAAAGUGUUGUUCUUUUAAAUCAGUUAGUUGCGUCGAUAUCUUGUCAUAUAUUUUCGCAUCCUCAGGUUCUUCCCAUUUUCGUAAACGUUUCGCAGACUUGGCUCUUCGUUGUGGUUUUAGAAAUGUCGACCUUCCACUAGAAUGUGUACACUUCUCCGUGCGGUAUUCACUUGUGGCAACAUGACUGAUGUGGGUGCCUGGCACGACAAUCAGUGACUCUGCUGUAGUCUGUAUCCAGUUGUGUUUUACUUGUUGAAUUCCUCUCCUGCAUUUAAUGGCUAAUGCCAUUAAGAUGGAAUUGUUUUGCUUCGUAAUUUCGGAGGGCUGCAAUUAUUAGAUUACGAGAUGUGAGGUUCUCACAGCGGUUGGAAUGUAGAAGAUUUCCUGUAGUUGUAUAGACACGUGCGUCUUCAUCCUUGAAGAUGGAGGCAGUAGUUUCCUCCAACAAUUUGGUUUCCAGUUUCAAGACUAUUUUUUAAUGCUAGUGCGGUGGGACUAAGUCCCUUGUACUGCGGCCACUUCUGGUCUAUUGUACCA
Cryptotermes secundus is the source of this 3895-nucleotide messenger RNA. RefSeq names its product UDP-glucuronosyltransferase 2C1-like. Lineage: Eukaryota; Metazoa; Arthropoda; Insecta; Blattodea; Kalotermitidae. The record is from RefSeq and is a predicted model, not a curated record. The coding region runs from base 1480 to 3063 and encodes 527 amino acids. The transcript has 6 exons. Gene Ontology annotation, molecular function: UDP-glycosyltransferase activity.